Messenger RNA from Dendrobium catenatum, 1870 nucleotides. RefSeq names its product laccase-22. Gene Ontology annotation, molecular function: copper ion binding; hydroquinone:oxygen oxidoreductase activity. The transcript has 6 exons. Gene Ontology annotation, cellular component: apoplast. Gene Ontology annotation, biological process: lignin catabolic process. The record is from RefSeq and is a predicted model, not a curated record. Bases 47 to 1714 code for a protein of 555 amino acids. Lineage: Eukaryota; Viridiplantae; Streptophyta; Magnoliopsida; Asparagales; Orchidaceae.
AAGAAGAACAGAGGUGGUGGUGGUGGUUGUGGAAGGAGCAGGUGGCAUGGAGUCCGUUCGAGCUCUUCUGUUUCUAAUUUGCUUGUUUCCAGUGCUUGCCAAUGGCUUGACUCGGCAUUACAAGUUCAAUAUUGUGACGAGAAAAACGACCCGGCUUUGCUCCACCAAGCCCAUCGUCACCGUGAAUGGGCAGUAUCCCGGCCCGACACUAUCAGCCCGAGAAGGCGACACCGUGCUCGUGAAGGUUGUCAACCAUGUCAAAUACAACGUUACAAUUCACUGGCAUGGAAUAAGGCAGAUCCGAACCGGGUGGGCUGACGGACCUGCUUACAUCACACAAUGCCCGAUCCAACCCGGCCAAAGCUACGUCUACAACUUCACCCUCACCGGACAAAGAGGCACACUUUGGUAUCACGCUCACAUCUUAUGGCUUCGAGCCACCGUCCAUGGCGCCAUCGUCAUCAAGCCCAAGCUCCACGUCCCUUAUCCUUUCUCCAAUCCCCACCAGGAAGUCGUUCUUGUUUUAGGCGAAUGGUGGAACGCCGACACAGAGGCGGUGAUCAACCAGGCUACGAAAACUGGCUUAGCACCCAACGUCUCCGACGCCCACACCAUCAACGGCCAUCCCGGACCAAUAGCUUCUUGUGUUUCUUCACAAGAUGGAUAUAAAUUGAAGGUGAAGAGCGGUAAAACAUACCUGCUCCGCAUCGUCAACGCUGCACUCAACGAGGACCUCUUCUUCAAAAUCGCCGGGCACAAGCUCACCGUCGUCGAGGUCGACGCCAUCUACACCAAGCCCUUCACCGUCGACACGGUGGUGAUCACCCCCGGCCAAACCACCAACGUCCUCCUCACCGCAGACAAAACCUUAGGCCAGUACCUUGUCACCGCCUCCCCAUUUAUGGACGCUAUGAUCGUCGCGGUCGAUAAUAAGACCGCUACAGCCACCUUGCACUAUGAGGGCACUCUUUCCACCUCUCCUAUCACCGCCGUCAAAGUGCCCCCAAGAAACGCCACCUCCAUUGCCACCAGCUUUGCUACCUCGCUCCUUAGCCUCAAUUCAAAAAAGUAUCCUGCUAAUGUUCCUCGGGAGGUCGAUCACUCCCUUCUUUUCACCAUUGGGCUCGGCAUAAACCCCUGUUCAACCUGUGUCAAUGGUAGCCGCAUAGUGGCGGCCAUUAACAAUGUGAGCUUUGUGAUGCCGGAAACAGCUCUACUGGAGGCGCAUUUCUUCAAUAAGCAAGGGGUGUUCACCACGGACUUCCCCGGGAAGCCUCUCGUGCCAUUCAACUACACGGGGAGCGGCCCAACAAACUUGCAGACGACGAACGGGACAAGAUUGUAUCACCUCGCGUACAAUUCGCGUGUACAGGUCGUGUUGCAGGAUACCGGGACCAUUUCGCCGGAGAGCCACCCCAUUCAUUUGCACGGGUUUAACUUCUUUGUGGUUGGGCAGGGAGUUGGGAACUAUGACUCAAAUACCUCACCGUCGACGUUCAAUCUCGUCGACCCGAUUGAGAGGAACACCAUCGGCAUGCCUUCCGGUGGCUGGGCGGCUAUUAGAUUCAAAGCAGACAACCCAGGUGUUUGGUUCUUGCACUGCCAUUUUGAGGUGCACACGACUUGGGGGCUGAAGAUGGCGUUCUUGGUGGACAAUGGAAAGGGGCCUAAUGAGUCGCUAUUGCCGCCUCCGAAUGAUCUUCCGAAGUGUUAGCUCAGUUCAGUUUGUCAAUGAUUGAAAAUUGAGUGAAGGAUUCUGGAAAACCAAAAAGUCAAUAAAAAGUGUGUUUUCGGAGGUUUUAUUGGUUUUGUAUCUACCUUUUUCCUGUAAUUUUCUUUUUGCAAGCAUAAUCUGUAAAGAAUUCGGAAA